Messenger RNA from Benincasa hispida (wax gourd), 1646 nucleotides. RefSeq lists its product as uncharacterized. The record is from RefSeq and is a predicted model, not a curated record. Lineage: Eukaryota; Viridiplantae; Streptophyta; Magnoliopsida; Cucurbitales; Cucurbitaceae.
UUUUUCCCUACCAAUUAGGUCCACCACGUGCUACUCAACGGCUUGAAUGAAUCCUGGUGAGGGCUCUUCUUCCUCAAAGGAUGAUGAACAACAAAACAUUACCCCUCCUACUCCAAUAGGUACGCCGGUGAUUGUAUCUUCUCCUACACUGCCUAGACCUCAGGUAGCCAGUGUUCCAAAAUUUUCGUUUAAUUCUCAAUUUCGUAUGCGAUCUUCUUCACUCAGACCUCAAAAAUUUCAUCCUAAUCCGUUCUUUAAUUAACCACCAGUUUAUUCCAAUCUUCAACAACAGUUUCCUGUCCCUCAUGUUUAUCCUCCUCAGUUUAUUCCCAUAUCUAACUUCCCCAAUAUUUUCCGAGCUCAUUUGUUUCCUAAGCAGUUUUCCCCCAAUCCUUAUCUAUUCUUACCUCAACCUCUUACUAUUAAGUUGAAUGAUACCAACUUCUUGCUAUGGAAAAAACAGUUGUUGAAUGAUAUCCAUGCCAACGGCCUUGAGGGUUUUUUUGAAUGGUAUGGUUCCUACCUCCCUAAGUUUCUGGAUGCCAAUAAUUUGCAAAUGAACCCGAAAUUUCAAGCAUGGGAAAGAUUGACAUGGAAAAUUCAACAGAUGUCGUUUGAUGUGGACUCUAAGUCCAAACAUGGUAUACUCAUGUCUGCAUCUAGGAAGUUUCAGACUUUCAAGACCACAUUGACUCAAAAGUUCAUACUUCUAUUUAAGAAUAAACCCUCGGUCUUGCAAUUUCUUCCCCAACAAUAUUCUCAUAUAGAGCAAGAUCAGUGGAUAUCGUUUGUUAAUGAACGAUUGAGUGAAGAAUGGGAUGAAAUAAGUUGUCUUCAAAAAGAAAGAAGGUCGAAAUGUGUAUAUAAUCAUCACAUUUCUCGGAAGGGUUAUGUGAAUCUUUCCCAAGAAUUAAAUAUAUCGAGUGAUCAUUCUUAUCGAGCGACUUUAUGAAAAGAAGCACGAAAAGGAAAAAAUAAUGAAUACUUUGAUGAAGCCACUCGAGAAUGUGCCAAUCGAAUUGUAAGUUUAUAUUGUGCGAAGUUGAAGAUGGCAUAUAUAUAAUGUCUAAAACUUGUGAUGAUAUAGAUACUGUGUGAAAAUUGUAAUAUGUUUUACAGGAUAAAUUAGCCAAAGUCUAUGAAGGUGAAGAUGUUUGGACCAAAACUUUGGGUACAGAUGAACAUUGGGGAUGUGUUAGAGGAGUGGGUGAUUUUAUUUUCCAUUCCCAAUAUUUCAAAUUAGUAAAACCAAAGUCCUCAAUGAGCCAAGAAAUUGAAGGAGACUCUAAUGAAAAAAAUGUUCGACAUGGUAAAUUGUCAAGAGAAAAAGUUAAUGGCAGACAAUAUCAUCAGUCCAAAUAAUCUGUUGGAAGUGUCACACUAAGUGCAUCUGAAGAAGAAGAUACUAAGAAGAUGCCUAAAGAAGAUUUGGACAUAAUUUAUUUGUUGUGACUUUUAAAUUUUAAUCAUAUUGUGCUUAACCAUGCAUGACAUUAGUUCUUUUAAAUUUGUUAAGGGGACACCAUGUCACUUGGCUAUAGGAACUGUAGAUAAUAUUGUUGCAGUAGCCAUAGCAUUUGAUGAUGAUGUGUCAUGCUUAAUUGUUAAAGUUCUUAUUGACAUUAUCAUUGGAGAAGAUUUACCAA